This is a messenger RNA of Alligator sinensis (Chinese alligator), 2811 nucleotides long. It is a transcript of the gene CPSF4, whose product is annotated as cleavage and polyadenylation specific factor 4. The transcript has 8 exons. Lineage: Eukaryota; Metazoa; Chordata; Crocodylia; Alligatoridae. Gene Ontology annotation, molecular function: RNA binding; zinc ion binding. The record is from RefSeq and is a predicted model, not a curated record. Bases 22 to 831 code for a protein of 269 amino acids.
GAGUGUCUCUCCGUCGCCAGGAUGCAGGAGCUCAUCGCCAGCGUGGACCACAUCAAGUUCGACCUGGAGAUGGCGGUGGAGCAGCAGCUGGGCGCGCAGCCCCUGCCCUUCCCCGGCAUGGACAAAUCAGGGGCUGCCGUCUGUGAAUUUUUUUUAAAAGCUGCCUGCGGAAAAGGAGGCAUGUGCCCCUUCCGACACAUUAGCGGGGAAAAGACAGUCGUUUGCAAACACUGGCUGCGAGGGCUGUGCAAAAAGGGAGACCAGUGCGAGUUCCUGCACGAAUAUGACAUGACCAAGAUGCCCGAGUGUUAUUUCUACUCCAAAUUCGGGGAAUGCAGUAACAAGGAAUGUCCCUUCUUGCAUAUCGACCCAGAGUCUAAAAUCAAAGAUUGUCCUUGGUAUGACAGAGGCUUCUGCAAACAUGGUCCCCUCUGCAGACAUCGACACACUCGACGGGUCAUUUGUGUGAAUUACCUGGUGGGAUUCUGUCCGGAGGGUCCCACUUGCAAAUUUAUGCACCCUCGAUUUGAAUUGCCUAUGGGAACAACAGAACAACCGCCACUGCCCCAGCCAACGCAAACACAGCAAAAGCAAAAUAACAAUCCGCCAUUACAAAGGUCAUCAUCCUUGAUCCAGUUAACGAGUCAGAACUCUUCUCCCAACCAGCAGAGGACCCCACAAGUCAUCGGAGUCAUGCAGUCUCAAAACAACAACGCGGGGAACAGAGGUCCCCGGCCGCUGGAGCAGGUCACCUGUUACAAGUGUGGUGAAAAAGGACAUUACGCCAACAGAUGCACCAAAGGACAUCUAGCCUUUCUCAGUGGACAGUGACAGUCUAAAGGAGAGUGCAAGGGGACUCUUUAUACUGAGGAAAGGUUUCUGCCUUGCACUAUACCUUGAACUAUUGAUUGGUUUGUUUGUUUUUUUAACACCAUUGUUGAAAGACCUAGUCAGAGGCUGGCUGUCGAUAGGCAACUUUUGUAAUUGCCCACAAUUUUUUUAUGUUUUAACCUUUUUUUUAAAAUAGAUUUCGGUCUCCACCCACUUUCAUUGAGCCUGGCAAGAUCAUAUCUAAUGACAAAUAGAUAUGCAAGCCUGAGCAAUGCAGCAUUCGGCACAAUGCACAUCUUGCUCCAGUGUUUCUCUCUCCAAUGUUUUCCUUCUGGUAUUACCCUCUGCGAAGCUUCCAGCCUUUCGGUGAUUCUGGUUCAAGGAGGAAGACCGAAUGGAAGAACUAGCACGUGAAUCUCCUUCACUUUUUGGAGAGGAAAAUUGUGUCCUGCAGGUCUUCAAAGGCGACUUGUAUUUCUAUGUCCAGUCUGAGAUGAUCAGUGAGUUUCAAAAGAAGUGUCCUGUUAGCUCACUUAAUAUGUCAUGUGUUAAGUGCCAUGAUGUAAUGUAUUUGCCCACCAUGCAUUAGAUUUGUGCACCCCUGCCAGCAGUGGUUCCCUUCACAUCAUUGCAGGAUGAGAAGUUGGUCCUUAUACGUGAAAACUGUGCGAGGUAAAUGAAUUGACACCUCUAAAAUCACACAAGCUUUGGCUGUUAAAAAAACAGGUCUGUGCUCACCACCUUCAGCCAAAUGGAGUCCAAGCUCAAAGCAGAAGUAGCUUUAAUGAUAUAAUGGUGUACAGAUAGCCAGCAACUGAAGGUAGCUGGCUUUUUUGCGCUGUAAUUUGGCUUCCCCACACUUAGCAGUCAUGUUGCACAAAGUAUCUUCCCAGGUGAUUAAAAAAUGAACUGGAGCAAUAUUUUCUUGUAGGAUGUUGCUUUUAAAUUUGGGUGCAGGUGCAAGAGCAAGAGCAUCUUUGUAGAACAUAUUCCUGCCAGCAGAAAUCUGUUGAUUUUGUGAGAGAAUUUUUAAAGGGUCAACAAAAUGUGAAUUAAAAAUAAUGCAUCUAGAAUGUGAGCCUUAUCAAUUCUCAAACAUCUGUCAUUUGCCUAGUUGCCUUUAUGCAUUCUUUUUCUUGUUUUAAUUGAAAUGUACUCAAAGUUGGCUGUGAAACUCAAGUGUGUCAUCUUUCAGGAACAGGGUAAUGUGCCUACAGACAACCAUGAUAGGAGCUCUGUAUUCGUUUAAAUGACUGCACAGGACUUUUUAUGGAUAUAAAUAUGUCCAUUUAUUUUGUAAAGAAAGAGAACUGGAGUUAAUGGAGCCCCCUUCUUUUUGUACACAGAGGGAUAUUCACAUUGAAACACCAUGAUUGAAACCACAACCAGACCACUGCUGAAGGUCAAUGGCAUUCUUCAUGACAUGGAUGUCAAGACAGCUGUCCCCUGAAGUCUAAACAGCUGAGUUUGCUAGUGUAUUCAAUACACGGCUGCUACAUAUAACUAACUGCAGCUGUAUUUGGAUGGAUGGGGCUAGAGAACCUUGUUCUUGCAUUUGGUUAGUAUGUGCAUGUAACAUUAUCUUAAGCCAGCAAGUGUAGCUUUCCACAGCUGAACUGCACCUGUAUGUCCUCACCAGAGCCCCAUCUUAAUAGUAGAACCCAAUUUACAACUAUGGCAUUAUCUGUUCCCUUAAACAAGGCUUGGUUUUCCUUGCAGUGCCUAGAUUGCCUUCAUAAGCCAGGUACAGAUUGAGGCAGCCUGAAUCUUGACAAGUCUGAAGCAGACUACAGGAUCUGUCUUCUCUCCCCCUCCCCCAAGUAACUGCAUGCAUAGUUGUAACAUAGGCAUAAAUCAUUUCAUAGUUGGUAGAGGCGGAAGGGACCUGAGCAGAUCAUCAAGUCUGACCCCCUGCCAUGGGCAGGAAGGAAUGCUGGAGUCAAGUGACCCCGGCUAGGUGAUUACCUAGCCUCCUUCUGA